Manihot esculenta (cassava) is the source of this 2009-nucleotide messenger RNA. RefSeq names its product SWI/SNF complex subunit SWI3A. Gene Ontology annotation, molecular function: protein binding. Lineage: Eukaryota; Viridiplantae; Streptophyta; Magnoliopsida; Malpighiales; Euphorbiaceae. The transcript is spliced from 7 exons. Bases 92 to 1807 code for a protein of 571 amino acids. The record is from RefSeq and is a predicted model, not a curated record.
GAGACUAGACCAACCAGUUCGCCUUUACAAUAUUACAUCCAACAAAUUACUGGACCGGGACUAAGGUCGGCGGUUGCCCGUCAGGUUGAUUAUGGAGGCAAAGCAUCACGACUCGGAUCCUAGACCGACCCGGCCAAGCGAACAAGAGCUCGAUCUCUACACCAUCCCUAGCUACUCGAGCUGGUUUGCGUGGGACGAUAUCCACGAAACUGAAAGAGCUGGGCUGAGAGACUUCUUCGAUGGAAGCUCAAUCACAAGAACUCCAAAAAUCUAUAAAGAAUAUAGGGACUUUAUCAUCAACAAGUACCGUGAAGAUCCAUCUAGAAGGCUUACUUUCACGGAGGUUCGCAAGUCUCUUGUUGGCGACGUUACUUUGCUCCAUAAGGUGUUCCAAUUCUUGGACAAGUGGGGGUUGAUAAAUUUCAGUGCGAAUUCGACUGGCGACGAUGAUUUAGAGAGGGAGGAAACGGGUAAGUUUAGGGUUGAGGACGGGCCUCCGAAUGGCGUUCGGGUCGUGGCUAUGCCGAAUUCUCUUAAGCCACUUUCGGUACCGCAAAGUGCGACUGGUAAUGAGGAUAUUGUUGAGCAUGCAUUGAAAUUGCCGCCUUUGACUUCCUAUUCGAAUGUUUUUGGUGAGCUGGGGAAGCAAAAGGAGCUUCUAUGUGGGAAUUGUGGUGAAACUUGUGAUUCAGGGUUGUAUGAGUAUAUUAAGGGCCAUUAUGUACUUUGUGGGAAAUGCUUCAAAGAUGGAAGGUACAGAGAAAACAAGUCCAAGGAUGAUUUCAAGUUGAAUGACAAUGUUGAUAGCAGCAGCACAAAUGAAGCUGUUUGGACUGAGGCAGAGACUUUACUUCUUUUAGAAUCCGUUCUGAAACAUGGGGAUGACUGGGAUCUUGUCGCUCAAGAUGUUCAAACCAAGACUAAACUUGAUUGCAUUACUAAACUAAUUGAGCUGCCAUUUGGGGAUCUCAUGCUGAGUUCUGCACAUAGAAAUGGUAAUGUGAAUGGACUAUUUGGGAGCGUAAACAACUCAAAACAAGUUCCAUUAUCUUCAUCUGAAAAUCAAGACGCAAUAAAGAAUGAGGAUUUAGUGCAUGAGCAGACAAAUAUGAAUGAACAGAAUGGAGAUGCUGUGGAUGAAGGUCCUCCAAUGAAAAGAAAACGAACCACUUUGCUUUCAGAUGCUGGUAGUUCUUUGAUGAAACAGGUAGCUCUUAUCUCAACCAUAACUGGGCCCGAUAUUGCAGCUGCUGCAGCUGAGGCUGCUGUUGCAGCACUUUGUGAUGAAACCUCAUGUCCAAAGGAGAUUUUUGAUGGCAAGGAUACUUUUCCAACUAAUGGAUUAUGGUCUCCCACUGUUCAUUCCAAGCCAGAAAGACCUCACCACGUCGAAGACUCAGAGAUAAAGGAGAGCUCCACUCAAUCAGGUUUUUCUUUUUCAGAAACUCAGGAGACAUAUACAGGACAGAAUGAUAUACCUUUAACUUUGCGACUUAGAACUGCAGUUGCAACAGCUCUAGGGGCAGCUGCAGCUCAUGCCAAACUAUUGGCUGAUAAGGAAGACCGAGAAAUUGAAAAUUUGGUGACAACCAUAAUUGAAACACAGUUGAAGAAAUUGCAUUACAAAAUCAAGCGUUUUGACAAUUUGGAGCUCAUAAUGGAGGAGGAAUAUGCUGAAUUGGAGGAUUUGAAGGAGUCAUUGAUUGAGGAGCGGAUUGAUGUUUUACAGAGGGCAAUUACUGCUGGCAUGCCUAAAUGGAGGGAUCAAACUUCUGUGAAAUCUUUUUUGAGUGAUAGUUUACUUUGAGGUAGUGAUAGUGUUGUAAAGAAAUGGAAAUGUGGACUAGGUUUAGCAUCAAUUUUCUGGAACGCCGUUGUGCAAUGUAGUCUAAUUUUCUAGUGUAUGAAACUUCUCAACUCACAGUAGCUGCAUUCAAGUGUGCGAACUAAUUACUUACAUCCCCCUGCGAUGCUAAUUCUAAUUCUAAUGCAGUUCAUUGCAUUUUGCU